UUUAUUACUUCCACUCAGUCUACAUGGAGUUAUCUAGGUAGUGUUGUAUGAGGGCUACUUUUACUUUUUAAAUGGCUUUUAAACUAGUUCCCAGUCUCACAGCACUGAAAUCCAUUCGCCAGUUUAGAUGCUUUCCUGGUGCCUUCAGUGCUGUGACCUCCAGCGGCGGUGUAACGGUGAGACAUGACCGAGAGAACCGGCGCUUCACCGUCAGUCUGGGCAGCGGAGCCGGGCUCGGUGAAUGUGCGGUGCUGCGCUACAGGUUCACCGGGGAGAAGGAGGUGGAUCUAAUGUCAACCAAUGUCCCCGAGUCGUUCAGGGGCCGAGGUGUCGCUGCCGUGCUGUCGAAGGCUGCUAUGGACUUUCUGGUUGAUGAAAACCUCAAGGCUCGUGUUUCUUGCUGGUACAUUAAGAAAUACAUUGAAGAAAACCCACAGCUGGGUUAUAAAGACCUGGUCAUCACCUGAGUGUGUUUAGAGACAGCAACAAAACUUAAUUACAUUACCUCAAGUCAACCAAAAACCUCAUGUGUACGGGCCAAAUGGAAGAUAUGUGUAAAAUAUGCUUGAAAUGAGGAAGCUGUUAUCUGCAGACUGAUGAUUUAAAGUGACUGAUUGAUUUAAACUCAAGAUGUUCUUAUGUAAUUUUGGAGUUGAAGAUGAUGAUGCUACAAGAUGUAUAAGACUGAUUUUUAGGAUGUUUUUUCUGAACUGUUUUUCAUCAAACUGCAUUUUUAAAAUCAUGUCUAUGAUAUUUUAGUAAUGCUUCAUGAAUACUCACAAUUCAAUAAGUAGAUCCACUAGCUCUUCAUGAUGUCUGUUCAACCUGAUAUUGGAAUAUUUAUAUGUCAUCAAGACCAUAUUGCAAGCUGUUUCAUGCCAUAUGUUUGUUUUUAAUAUCUGCACAUCAGCUGCCAAGUAACAUUCACGGAAAGAAUAAUUAUGUUAGCCAUUAUAUGGCUUUUUU
Myripristis murdjan (pinecone soldierfish) is the source of this 966-nucleotide messenger RNA. RefSeq names its product protein NATD1-like. The transcript has 3 exons. NCBI's taxonomy places the organism in Eukaryota, Metazoa, Chordata, Actinopteri, Holocentriformes, Holocentridae. Bases 72 to 467 code for a protein of 131 amino acids. The record is from RefSeq and is a predicted model, not a curated record.